This is a messenger RNA of Rhineura floridana, 2760 nucleotides long. It is a transcript of the gene PELI1, whose product is annotated as pellino E3 ubiquitin protein ligase 1. Gene Ontology annotation, biological process: protein K48-linked ubiquitination; regulation of Toll signaling pathway. The transcript has 8 exons. The coding region runs from base 605 to 1861 and encodes 418 amino acids. The record is from RefSeq and is a predicted model, not a curated record. Gene Ontology annotation, molecular function: ubiquitin protein ligase activity; protein binding. Lineage: Eukaryota; Metazoa; Chordata; Lepidosauria; Squamata; Rhineuridae.
CAUUUCCCCUCCCACUUUUGUGUAUAAUAUCUCUGUGCGUGUGUGUGUGUGUGUGGUGGAGUGGCUGCUGACCCAGAGGGAUAGAGGCUUGUUCUGGAGGUUGGUUGAUCCGACUAUUAUCCUCGAUCCGCCUUGAUCCCAGCCACAAAGAGAGCGAGGUACUUUGCUUCCUUGCCCUGAGUCCAAUUCCUUCUCUCGUCGCCACCCGCGGCCACUUUUGCUGCAGCUGAUUUGGGGAUUAUUUGAAACCUCCACGAAGAAUUUGCUUUCCCUUCCCGCAGCUUCAGAUCCCCUCCGCUUCCUUUGCAUGUGUGUGAGGGCUGUUUUUCCUGGAGGUGAUUGAUUUACAGCGAGGAGUGCCUGUGUCUUUUCUGCCUGCUGGUGGUAUUGGGGCUUCCAGCCAGAGGCUACCGCGAUAGAGAGAGAAACGCCACUGAUUUGUAUUGGGUUGACUUCCUCCCUCUCAUUUCUGCUGGCAUACUGUGAAUGUUUCUGUGCGUGGAGGGGGUUGUGGAAAUAACACAAAAAGCAACGAGGCACACUGGAAAGAAUGAAAAAAGUGUGCCAAGGUUCUUGAUCACAGAAGUGGGAACUAACUAGGCUCAUGUUUUCGCCUGAUCAAGAAAAUCAUCCAUCAAAAGCACCAGUGAAAUAUGGUGAACUGAUUGUGUUGGGGUACAAUGGCUCUCUGCCAAAUGGAGAUAGAGGAAGAAGAAAAAGCAGAUUUGCUUUAUUUAAAAGGCCCAAAGCAAAUGGGGUGAAACCUAGCACUGUGCAUAUUGCCUGCACUCCUCAGGCAGCAAAGGCAAUAAGCAACAAAGACCAGCACAGUAUAUCCUAUACCUUGUCUCGAGUUCAGACAGUAGUGGUUGAAUAUACACAUGACAGCAACACAGACAUGUUUCAGAUUGGACGAUCAACAGAGAGCCCUAUAGAUUUUGUAGUGACAGAUACUGUUCCCGGAAGCCAGAGCAAUUCAGAGACUCAGUCUGUUCAGAGCACCAUCUCAAGAUUUGCUUGCAGGAUCAUAUGCGAACGAAAUCCUCCUUUCACAGCAAGAAUAUAUGCCGCUGGCUUUGACUCCUCCAAAAACAUAUUUCUAGGGGAGAAAGCUGCCAAGUGGAAGACGUCAGAUGGGCAAAUGGAUGGGUUAACCACAAAUGGAGUUCUUGUUAUGCAUCCACGCAAUGGAUUCACUGAAGACUCCAAGCCAGGAGUGUGGAGGGAGAUAUCUGUAUGUGGGAACGUGUUUAGCCUCCGCGAAACAAGAUCUGCUCAGCAGAGAGGGAAAAUGGUUGAAAAUGAAACAAACCAACUCCAGGAUGGUUCAUUGAUUGACCUCUGUGGAGCAACAUUGCUGUGGCGCACUGCAGAAGGUCUUUCACGCACUCCAACCGUGAAGCACCUGGAAGCCCUAAGACAGGAAAUAAAUGCAGCUAGGCCUCAGUGCCCUGUGGGCUUUAACACAUUAGCCUUUCCUAGUAUGAAGAGGAAAGAUGUUGUAGAUGAAAAGCAACCCUGGGUUUACCUGAACUGUGGCCAUGUCCAUGGGUACCAUAACUGGGGGAACAAAGAAGAAAGAGAUGGGAAGGACCGGGAAUGUCCAAUGUGCCGAUCUGUUGGCCCAUAUGUGCCUCUCUGGCUUGGCUGCGAAGCUGCAUUCUACGUGGAUGCUGGCCCUCCAACUCAUGCAUUCAGCCCAUGUGGACAUGUGUGCUCAGAAAAGACAACUGCCUAUUGGUCCCAAAUCCCUCUUCCCCAUGGUACCCACACUUUUCAUGCAGCCUGUCCAUUCUGCGCGCAUCAGCUUUCUGGUGAACAAGGCUACAUCAGACUUAUUUUCCAAGGACCUCUUGACUAACGCACAUGUUACCAGAGAACUGCAUUUAAACACAUAAGCUUAAAGGAUUCUGAUUUCAAAUGAACUGUUGUCUUAAAAUCAACUAUAUUUCAUUCUCUGGGCUUUGACAGUUUACUAUGAGAUGAAGAAUACUUAUUAUUUCAGUGGUUAAUUCCUCUGUAGAUAAUGGAAGAAGUAGACUAUGUAGAAAAGACUGGAGGUGGAUAGGUGGAGCAGACAGAAGGUAGUUCCCAGCCCAUCAUUUUUGAGAUGGAAAAGAUAUCGUUCUUUGCCUUCAACGUCAAUAUUUUGAAUAACAUGCCUUUAAUACCUAAAAGUUGUCUUUUUUAAAAAAGUAUAUAACUGAGGGUAAAAGUGAUCAGUUCAAAAGGACAAUAGUUUACAGCUUGGAUGCAAACAUUAUGUAAUAUAGAGCAACAUGUAUAGUAACUCCCUUUUCUAUUUAUCUUUACUAUGAGAAAUCCUAGAUGACUUGCAUAGAAUAGCAUGGUAGUGGUGUGUUGCAUCCAUUGACUGGAUGUAUAGAUUAGUUCUGGACCAGGAAAGGGUAGGAGAUGGGGAAAUGAUAGGUGAACUUUCUAAAAUAGUACUGAGUUGGUAGAAAAGCAGAAGGGUUUAGAACAAAAUGGAAGCAAAUUACAUUGAUGUGCUUUUUAAGUGCUUAACCAGACAUCAGAUAAACUUGUUUUUUCUUUCGCUCUCUGUCUGGUAGAACUGUAACAAAUGAACUGGUCACAUAACAUUUACCUGAUACUUGGAAUAUGCAAUUUGCCCUCAGUGAAGUUAUUUUCUUCCCUCUAUGUUAAGUAUUCUGUGUUUGGUUUGUUCUUGUUCUGUUUUUUGCAUUUGCAACACUGAAGGGUUUAUGUUUAUUUAAAUAAUAAAAAAACACCAAGGUA